Molecule: messenger RNA, 787 nt
Organism: Clupea harengus (Atlantic herring)
Lineage: Eukaryota; Metazoa; Chordata; Actinopteri; Clupeiformes; Clupeidae
Product: charged multivesicular body protein 1B1
Biological process (GO): vacuolar transport
Source: RefSeq, a predicted model, not a curated record
GUCAUGUGUGUCGUAGCUACGACGUAACCGGAAAGGGCUGUUACUGCUGUCAGCGAAGAACCAAAACAAAAAUAUAACGGGAGCUAUCCAAGCAGUUGAAAGUAACUUAAUAUCUUGUCGACGUGAACUGAAUACAUACAUAUCUCGUCUAUCAGUUGGAGUGAAAACUUUCAUUAUGUCGGCCAUGGAAAAGCAUCUCUUCAACCUCAAGUUUGCUGCCAAAGAGCUCCAGCGUUCGUCUAAGAAAUGUGACAAAGAGGAGAAAACGGAGAAAGCCAAAGUAAAGAAGGCCAUCGCAAAGGGCAACAUGGAAGUGGCUCGGAUCCAUGCAGAGAACGCCAUUCGGCAGAAGAACCAGUCCAUCAACUUCCUCCGAAUGAGCGCACGAGUGGACGCUGUAUCAUCCCGCGUCCAGACGGCCGUCACUAUGAACAAGGUCACCAAGUCCAUGGCCGGCGUGGUGAAGUCGAUGGAUGCCACCCUGAAGAGCAUGAACCUGGAGAAGAUCUCUGCACUGAUGGACAAGUUUGAGCACCAGUUUGAGACGUUGGAUGUUCAGACAGCACAGAUGGAGGACACUAUGGGCAACACCACCACGCUCACAACGCCUCAGAGUGAAGUAGAUCUUCUGAUGCACGAGAUGGCGGAUGAGGCUGGGUUGGACCUGAACAUGGAGCUUCCUCAGGGACAGACAGGAUCUGUGGUCGGUGCCAGUGUGGCCUCAACAGAGCAGGAUGAACUCUCACAGCGGCUGGCCAGGCUACGUGACCAGGUGUAGGGGAUGGAC